AUGGCAGCGGACACGGUUCCUAGGGGAAAAUGGUGGAAGAUUCAGUGGUAUUCCGACGAUGACACGCUGGAGGAGCGAAAGUUCAUUGUUAAGCUAGAUCUGAUCGUGGUGCCGUACGCUGUCAUUGCAUACUGGGUAAAAUACAUAGACAAUGCCUACGUUGGAGGGAUGAAGGAGGAACUCGGAUUCAAAGGGAACGAGCUCGUGGAACUCCAGACCAUGUACACGGUUGGCGCCGUUGUAGGCAUGAUACCGUUUAUGUUCAUCUUCACCUAUGUGCCCAUGUACUGGACGAUUCCAGCUAUGGAUGUACUCUGGGGUCUAUUCACGCUUCUACAAUACCGCGCGCACUCAUUCGGAGAGAUGGCUGCCUACCGCUUCCUGGUUGGCUUCUUCGAGGCCGCUUUCUUUCCAGCUAUGCACUACGUAUUUGGUUCUUGGUACCGAGGACAUGAGAUCGCCCGGAGAGGCGGCAUCUUCUACACUGGGUUGAAUCUCGGGACCCUAACGGCCGGUCUCAUCGCAGCCGGGGCUUCGCAUCGUCUGGAGGGAGUUCAGGGGAUGUCUGGAUGGCGUUGGAUGUACAUCAUUUGCGCGGUCAUUACAAUCCCAGUCGGGAUCCUCGGUUAUUUUCUGCUACCAGGUACCGUCGAACAGCCGAACCGCUGGAUCCUCAACGAGCACGAUAUCAAGAUCGCGAAAGCUCGGCUCGAGCGCGGCGGCCACGUUACGCGCGGCAAGUUCAAGCUCGGCCAUCUCAAGCAGAUCUUCCUCAGCCCACAGUUCUGGACGGUCGUCCUUGUGGACAUACUGUUCUGGAACGCUGGAAUACACAAGAGCACCGGAAGCUUCUUGCUGUGGAUCAAGAGCCUGGACUUGGUCCUUGGCCCGGCCUGGGCAAUCACGUUUUCCUCACUCCGGAACGUCGCCGGGCUAAUCAUGCUUGUCGUGUGGGAUAUCCCCGAAGGCGCGAAGUGGUUUGCGUUCGCGACUAUGUACUGGUCCAACGCACUCUCGAGUGUCUUGCAUGGCUGGGUCAACACCAUCCUCCGUGAUUCCCCUGAGCAACGGUCCUUCACGCUAGUUUUGAUUACCAUCAUCGCACAGUCUUCGACAGCUUGGACGCCGCUGCUGACAUUUCCCACUGUGGAGUCACCAAACUAUCCUAAAGGCUUUUCUUUCUGCCUUGGCUGUGCUGUGUCAUUGAUUGUCGCCACUCACAUUCUAGACGUUUACAUCAAGCGUAAAGAGUAA
Diaporthe batatas is the source of this 1254-nucleotide messenger RNA. RefSeq lists its product as uncharacterized. Gene Ontology annotation, cellular component: membrane. Gene Ontology annotation, molecular function: transmembrane transporter activity. Bases 1 to 1254 code for a protein of 417 amino acids. NCBI's taxonomy places the organism in Eukaryota, Fungi, Ascomycota, Sordariomycetes, Diaporthales, Diaporthaceae. The record is from RefSeq and is a predicted model, not a curated record. Gene Ontology annotation, biological process: transmembrane transport. The transcript has 7 exons.